Staurois parvus is the source of this 357-nucleotide messenger RNA. Lineage: Eukaryota; Metazoa; Chordata; Amphibia; Anura; Ranidae. The record is from the annotation of a GenBank genome assembly.
UGGGGCCCCCGGGCAAUAGGGGAUCAUGGGGCCCCUGUGUCCUUGCCCAAACUCAAAAAAGCCUAUGAAAAAGGUACCAGGGGCAUCUCAUGGGGCACCCUACUGACCCCAGGCCCUCCAAAUGGAGAUGAACAGAGACUGCGGACAUGGUACAGGAGAUGACCAGAGACUGCAGACCAGGGGCGGACUGACAACUCAUGGGGCCCCUGGGCAAUAGGGGAUCAUGGGGGCCCCUGUGUCCUUGCCCAAACUCAAAAAAGCCUAUGAAAAAGGUACCAGGGGCAUCUCAUGGGGCCCCCUACUGACCCCGGGCCCUCGGGCAGUGCCCGAGUUUCCAAAUGGUCAGUCCGCCCCUGC